AUCAUCUACUUGGAUGCUCUUAUAUGGCAUCCAUGUUCAUCAGACAUCAUCUAGAUUCUCUAACCAUGGAGAACAGAGAAGACCUUAAGUCAAUCCUCCCCUACUUGCCGUUGCUUCUCCGAUCAUCAUCGCUCUUCUGGCCACCGCCCGUCGUCGAAGCCCUCAAAGCGCUCUCGCGCGGCCCGCGGCACAGCAACGUUGACACGGGAGAAGUCCUUUUCAUUGCAAUUUCCGACAUUCGCAAUUCCCUCAGCCUUCCGGCGUCCUCUCUAGCCGAAUCCACUUCAGACGGCUACUCAAUCUUCUUCGACGACUUGAUUUCUAGGGCUGAAGCGUCUAAAUGGUUUGAAGAUGUGCUGCCGGGUUUGGCAAAUUUGCUUUUGAGAUUACCUUCGCUGUUGGAGGAUCACUAUCAGAAAGCUGACGGUGGGGUUGUCAGUGGAGUCAGUACUGGGCUUCGUUUACUGGAAUCACAAGACUCUGGAGUUGUGUUUCUAAGUCAGGAGCUGAUUGGUGCUCUCAUUGCUUGUGCCUUCUUUUGUUUGUUUCCAACAAGUUAUAGAGGUGCCAAGCAUCUUCCAUUGAUCAACUUUGAUCGCUUGUUUGCGUAUCUAUAUGAUGUUUAUGAUGAGAAGCUUGAACAUAAAUUGAAGUGUCUUGUUCAUUAUUUUGGGAGGAUAUGCUCAUCAUCACUGAUGAACAAUGUGUCUUUUGAGAGAAAAGUUCUUCGUACAGAAUAUGAUUGUACGUUUUGGAGUGAAUCUACUGUCUCAUUAUGCCCAUUUGAGGUUUUCAAAUCUGGCUUGAUAGAAGAUAAUUCCAGGGAGGCUAUUGAAGUGGAUUUUGCAAACAAGUAUAUAGGAGGUGGUGCUCUCAGUAGAGGUUGUGUCCAGGAAGAAAUUCGCUUCAUGAUCAAUCCAGAACUAAUUGCUGCUUUGCUUUUCUUGCCCGCAAUGGCAGACAAUGAGGCUAUAGAAAUUAUUGGUACUGAAAGAUUUUCAAAUUAUACAGGAUAUGCUUCUUCAUUUCGGUUUUGUGGCAAUUAUGUGGAUACAAAGGGAAUUGAUAAUCUUGGAAGGCGUAAGACCAGGAUUGUUGCCAUAGAUGCAUUGUGUAGUCCUGGAAAGAGUCAAUGCACUCCUGAAUGUCUUCUCCGGGAGAUUAACAAGGCAUUCUGUGGAUUUUCUGAUCAAGUCAAUCACCAUCAUCAACAAUUCUUUCAAGAUGGUUCAUUCCUUGAAUAUCAGAAUGACGGUGGUGAUAAAGAAUUGAGUGUAAGGUCAAUAGAUAACUUCUCGCCUCUUGGACACCCUUCAUCUUCACUUCAAGCAAGGGAAGGGAGUUCUGGCAGCAUGCUGAAAAGAAAUCACAUGGGUGGAAAUGUUCAGCUCUCAGAAACUCAAAGAGAAAGUGGAAUUGGUAUUGCAACUGGCAAUUGGGGUUGUGGUGCAUUUGGUGGAGACCCUGAAUUGAAAGCAAUGAUACAGUGGAUUGCUGCUUCUCAGGCUUUGAGACCUUUUAUCUCAUAUUACACGUUUGAUUUAGAAGCACUGCAGUUGCUAAAUCAGGUGGUGCAAUGGAUCAUAAACCACAAGUGGACUGUGGGGGAUCUAUGGGAUAUGGUAGUUGACCACUCGUUGCAGAAAGUAAGGGGAGAAACCCGUCUCGGCUUCUUCAGUUGGCUCCUUCCUUCAAUGUGCUCGUCAGAGGACACCACAAUGUUGGAUCCCCCUAGUCCGUGAUCUCCCUUUGACCAUACUGAAGCAGCAGCAGCACGCUCCGGCGAAAACCCACCGGAAUAUUCCACUCGGUGCGACAUUUGUUGCCUCCGGCGGCCGACUUCCGGGUGAUCAUCGCCAACAAUAUCCUCCCCAUCACUAUAAUAAUUACUGUAGUAAUGGGUGUUGAUCGUUUGAUUAUUUGGAAGGAAGCGUUGCUGUAUGUUGUUGAUGGUGUCUGCCGCCGCCGCCGCCCCGGAGGAGAGACACUCGUACCGGCGGCGAGUUAUGCCUCUCUUGAUACUCCGGUAAACAUAUGGAAUAAGACCCUCCAUUCUAGAGAAAGAGAAACAGAAGCCCCUAUAUAUAUUUCCUAAGAAAACUCUAGCGUAUUACAGUGCAUUAUGAGUUGGUGAAGUCACGUUUGUAAUUCCUUUUGGACCGUGCUAGGGUAACCCAAUAGGGUGAUCCUGACCCCACCCAAAAGGGUGAUCCUGACCCAUGCUUCACACAGACCACACAGAUUUUUAUUGUUUGUGUCACACAGACAAUAAAAAUAUGUGGUCUGUGCAAAAUAAUGUUAAGGGUAUUUU
Molecule: messenger RNA, 2311 nt
Organism: Cuscuta campestris
Lineage: Eukaryota; Viridiplantae; Streptophyta; Magnoliopsida; Solanales; Convolvulaceae
Source: the annotation of a GenBank genome assembly